Molecule: messenger RNA, 1742 nt
Organism: Ylistrum balloti
Lineage: Eukaryota; Metazoa; Mollusca; Bivalvia; Pectinida; Pectinidae
Product: probable ATP-dependent RNA helicase DDX56
Exons: 16
Coding region: 16-1689 (557 amino acids)
Cellular component (GO): nucleolus
Molecular function (GO): RNA helicase activity; ATP binding; nucleic acid binding
Source: RefSeq, a predicted model, not a curated record
ACGCAUGUUGUGAAAAUGGAAGGACAUGAUUCUGACGAUGAAGUUGAAGAAAAACAGGUCGGAUUUCACGAAAUGGGCAUAGACGACCGCAUACUAAAGUCAAUAUCAGAUCUUGGUUGGUACAAACCUACUCCUAUACAAGAAAAGGCGAUUCCUUUGGCCUUGGAGGGUAAAGAUAUUCUAGCCAGAGCCCGGACUGGAUCAGGAAAAACAGCAGCAUUCUGUAUUCCCGUCAUACAGAAAAUUCUGGCUGCAAAAACAACGAGCAAGGAACAGUGUGUAAAGGCUAUUGUACUGACACCAAGCAAGGAGUUAUGUGAUCAGGCUUACAGAAAUAUCUUGGCAUUAACUUCAAGUUGUUCAAGAGAAGUGAAAUGUCUGGAUAUAUCUCCACAGAUGCCCCUCCCCUCACAGAAACCCAUGCUAGCUGAGAAACCGGACAUUGUGGUGGCGACGCCAACACGCAUCCUGGCACAUAUCCGCGCUGGAAACUUGUGCAUUAAGGAUUCUUUAGAGCUUCUUAUAAUGGAUGAGGCUGACCUUCUUUUCUCCUUUGGAUAUGAAAAUGACAUCAAGGGUAUCUUGGGACAUCUGCCUAAAAUAUACCAGGCUUUCCUGAUGUCAGCUACACUCAAUGACAGUGUCAAGGCAUUGAAAAAGAUGGUACUUCACAAUGCGGUGAUAUUAAAGCUAGAAGAAUCGCAGUUACCAGAGGCUGCACAGCUAACACAGUACCAUAUUAAAUGUGAAGAGGAGGACAAGUUUGCUUUGAUUUAUGUACUUUUGAAGCUGAAACUUGUUCAAGGAAAAACUAUCCUGUUUGUAAAUUCUGUCAACAAAUGUUACAAAUUGAAGUUAUUUUUAGAACAGUUUGGUAUUUCUGCAUGUGUGUUAAAUUCAGAGCUUCCAGUCAACUCAAGGUGCCAUGUGGUGAACCAAUUUAAUGACAAUCUGUAUGACUACAUCAUCGCUUCUGAUGAGACAAUGCUUGCAGAACCAAACCCAAGCAAAGUAAAAAGGCACUCGAAGAAAGAUCGUGAGUAUGGUGUGUCUAGAGGAAUUGAUUUCCAAAAUGUGUCAAAUGUGGUCAAUUUUGACUUUCCUGAAACUGUCAAUGCAUACAUCCACCGUGUGGGUAGAACAGCGAGGGGAGACAAUCAGGGCACAGCUCUUUCCUUUGUCAGUUUGAAGGAGAUGCCAUUGUUGGAGGCAGUUGAAAGCUCAUUGUCAGAAACCUCAGAAAAUGGAGAAACUGUAUUUAAACCCUAUAACUUCAAAAUGGAAGAAGUAGAAGGUUUCAGAUAUCGAGCCAAGGAUGCCAUGAGAGCUGUGACAAAAACAGCCAUUAAAGAGGCACGACUUAAAGAGAUCAAGCAGGAGGUUUUGACCUCUCAGAAACUCAAGUCCCAUUUCCAAGAUAAUCCAAGGGAUCUUCAAAUACUGCGACAUGACAAAUUCUUACACACUGUGAAAAAUAAAGUUCACAUGAAGAAUGUUCCAGAUUAUCUUGUCCCUCCAACACUGAAAAAAAUAGGUCAUCAUGGUGGACAGGAGGGCAGAAAAAGGUCUAGGACGUCAGAUUACUCUGGACCCUCUCGUGGACAGAUCAAGUAUAAGAGAAAGCAAGAAGAUCCACUGAAAAGCUUUGCCUUUGCUGGACUGAGAGGGAAAAAGAAGAAAAAGAAAUGAAAAUGUUGUAUUAUAAUUCUUUGUUUUACAAAUAAAUUUGUUUUUAAAAAAUC